This is a messenger RNA of Eremothecium sinecaudum, 1572 nucleotides long. It is a transcript of the gene PHO8, whose product is annotated as alkaline phosphatase PHO8. Gene Ontology annotation, molecular function: alkaline phosphatase activity. Gene Ontology annotation, cellular component: fungal-type vacuole membrane. NCBI's taxonomy places the organism in Eukaryota, Fungi, Ascomycota, Saccharomycetes, Saccharomycetales, Saccharomycetaceae. Gene Ontology annotation, biological process: dephosphorylation. The coding region runs from base 1 to 1572 and encodes 523 amino acids. The transcript has a single exon. The record is from RefSeq and is a predicted model, not a curated record.
AUGGCUGAGACGGAACUAAGUAAGUUACUACCUUCGCUGAACUCGGCCAAGUCCAGGAGGAUUGGUAAAUAUUGGAUAUUUAUCUCUUUGAUAGCUAUUGUGAUUGGUGCUAUCCAUAUUUUUGACCAACUGCUAGGUUUAGACAAUAGGUCGGCGGUUAAAAAAAAUGUGAUAUUUUUUAUUUCCGAUGGUAUGGGCCCUGGUUCACUUUCCUUGGCGAGGUCAUAUAUGCAGAAUAAGGAAGGUAGGAAUUUUGAUGAGGUCUUAAAUUUGGACUAUCAUUUAGUUGGCAGUUCCAGAACCAGGUCUUCUUCUUCUCUUAUUACGGAUUCUGCAGCUGGCGCGACAGCGUUUUCUUGCGGAAUGAAGACGUACAAUGGAGCUAUUGGAGUAGACAGCAACGCGGAAGCAUGUGGUACGAUCCUUGAGACUGCAAAGCUAGCAGGUUUUAUGACUGGGUUGGUUGUUAGGUCGAAGAUAACGGAUGCGACGCCGGCGGCUUUUUCCGCUCAUGUGGAAUCCCGCAGCCACGAGGAUGUAAUUGCUACACACCAGAUCGGCGACUACUCUCUUGGACGUAUGGUGGACUUGAUGAUAGGAGGCGGCAGAGCUAAUUUCUACUGCGCUGCGGAUACAACAUAUGGGAACCAUGGCAUAAGAAAAGAUAAUCGUAAUUUGAUAGAUGAAGCGCUUGCGGACGGUUGGCAAUACGUGGGCGAUUAUGCAGAGUUCAAACAUUUGGGUAAUGGGAGGAAUAUCUCUUUCCCAUUGCUUGCUUUAUUAUCUGAUUUCGAUAUGCCCUUUGUUCUUGAUCAGGGAUACGAACUGCCCACUCUUGAGGAGCAAGCAAUCUUCGCAAUGAACGCACUAAGCGAGGCAACAAAAGACUCUGACCGGGGGUUCUUCCUCAUGAUAGAAGGUUCAAGAAUUGACCAUGCUUCGCAUGCUAAUGAUCCUGCCGCUCAUGUCGAAGAGGUGCUCGAUUUCGAUAGCGCUUUUCAAGCUGCUGUUAACUUCGCUGACCGUACUUCAGUAGAGACGCUCAUCAUUUCGACGUCAGAUCACGAGACAGGUGGUUUGGCGAUUGGAAGGCAAAUCGGUGAUGACUAUCCGGAGUACGUUUGGAAACCUGAGGUCUUGGCACGCGUAAGACAUUCUACGCAAUAUCUAACGCAAAAAUUAACAACGCGAUUUUCAAAUGAGACCGACGUUGAUGUGAUGAAAAGCUACGUAAAAGAGGAAAUCUUCGAAAAGGGUUUAGGAAUAAAGGACUAUGACGAUGCAGAGGUAGAGGCGAUUAUAAAUGAGAAUGAUGCUAUGGUUGUGUUUGCAAGGUUGUCUGAUAUGUUGUCUAGGAGAGCUUUAAUUGGAUGGUCGACUUCGGGGCAUACUGCUGUGGAUGUUAAUGUUUACGCAUAUUCAAAUAAAGUAUCCUCAUGGAUGAGAGUCAAACAAUACCUAAUGGGAAAUCAGGAAAAUACCGGUAUUGGUGGUUACGUUGCAAACUACCUAGGACUUGACUUACAGAAAACUACAAACCUUCUAGCAUAUCGCACCCCACCAGAGUCAUAG